UGCAGCCUAUGCAUGUCGGCCAAAAUUCUAGAAAUACAGACGUGAAAUAUGCAAUUGACGCGCAACAACGCGCUAGCAACUUAUCUUACCAUUUGAUGCUGUGAACAUGCCUUCGGACGAUUCAACUGCGAAGGCACAGGCCCGCUUGUCGCAGGUUCAGUCACAUGUCCAAAGAUCCUCUGAACGUGGAGAGGUGAAGACACGUCAACGUCGGAAGAAGGAUCGCAGCGGUGAUGAUGAAUUACCUGCAGACUACUCAGAUAUUUUGGGCCAAAUCAAGACAUUGCAAAGGAUUGCUGCGACACCACCUACUCAAAGCAGGGGCUACAUCCGGCAAAAGCAAGCUGGAAAAUUAUGGGUUCGCGAACGAGUGGAUGCGCUCCUUGAUCCAGGGAGCUUCAAGGAGGUUGGCAGUGUCAGUGGAGAGGUCAAAUGGAAGAAAGUGGGCUACGCGAGAGAGGAACCGACAGAUUAUGUGCCCUCGAAUAACGUUCAAGGUUUUGGCACGCUGAAGGGACGGAGAAUAGUCUUUACUGUCGAUGACUUUUCCUUACGUGCUGGUCAUGCCGAUGGCGCUCUCUACGCAAAGACUCUCUUCAUUGAGGAUUUUGCUCUUGCACAAAAGGUUCCUAUCGUCAAGUUAGUUGACGGCUCGUCUGGUGGAGGAUCGGUUACCACAAUCGAGAAAGAAGGAUGGUCAUAUCUUCCGGCCAUUAGAAAUUUUAACGUCGUUUGCAAGCAGCUCAACGCUGGAAUUCCUAACCUAGGUGCUGUAGUAGGUCCGGCGAUUGGACUGGGGGCAGCACGAGUUGUAGCAUGCCAUUUCAGCGUUAUGGCCGCAGACAUAGGGAGUCUUUUCAAUGCUGGACCAAAUGUCGUGGCCAAUGCCACCUUCGAAGAGGGCCUCGCCUUUACGGAUCUGGGUGGGCCUAUGAUGCACUGCACUAAUGGUACAAUUGACAACAUUGCUCCCAACGAGGCAGCCUGUUAUGAGCAGAUUCGGAACAUCAUCCAAUAUCUUCCAAACCAUGGAUUAGAGGCGCCUCCGAUUAUCCCAUGCGACGAUCCAGAUGACAGGUCUACUCCGUCAAUGCGUACUCUGAUUCCAAGGCGACGGGAACGCAUGUUUCCUGCGCACAAGCUCCUCGAGAUUGUAGACAAAGGCUCGUGGUUCGAAAUCGGCGCUCUAUGGGGUAGAACAGCGAUAUGUGGCCUGGCCAGACUGGCAGGUCGCCCCGUUGGCGUGAUCAUCAAUAAUAGCGAGGUCAACGGCGGAGCACUCGACACGCCCGGCUCGCAGAAGCUUACGCGACAUCUCAAGUUCCUAGAUGUUUUCAACAUUCCGCUAAUCCAAUUUAUUGACGUCCCCGGCUUCGCAAUCGGCACCAAAGCUGAGCGUGAGGCAACAAUGAGGCAUGGAGUGAACCUUACUGGAGCAUACUGCGGGACAACGAUGCCUGUUUUCAAUGUGGUCACAAGGAAAGCGUACGGCGUGGCUGGUCAAAUCAUGAUUGCCGCAAGGGAGCCGAGAACGAUGGUCGCAUGGCCGUCAGGGGAAUGGGGCUCGCUUCCACUAGCUGGCGGCGUUGAAGUAGGACAUGCAUAUGAACUGAAGCAAAUUGAGAAGGAAAAAGGACCAGAGGCCAGGAAGGCGAGGUAUGACGAGUUGAUGGAAUUAUACAAGCGACUGCAAAACCCCGUGCGUACUGCCAACGCAUUCGGGGUGGAGGAGAUUGUAGAUCCGGCUGAUACUAGACAUAUUUUGUGCACGUGGAUAAGACAUGUAUACGACACCUUGAUGCCGAUCAGAAUCAUGGAUAGGGCGAAUGGCAAGAUUAACCCUGUAUUCUACUAAUUAUAUACCGAUAAUAAAGCAGACUUGCGGUGUUCCUAAAGUGAAGCAGA
This is a messenger RNA of Verruconis gallopava, 1905 nucleotides long. RefSeq lists its product as uncharacterized. Gene Ontology annotation, molecular function: propionyl-CoA carboxylase activity. The transcript is spliced from 3 exons. The record is from RefSeq and is a predicted model, not a curated record. Bases 107 to 1855 code for a protein of 582 amino acids. Lineage: Eukaryota; Fungi; Ascomycota; Dothideomycetes; Venturiales; Sympoventuriaceae.